GCCCUCGGUGUUCCAGCGGCCCCGUGGGGACAGCGUUCGGGGCCAGUGCGGUGUGGGGCGGCCCGUUGGGAUCGGAGAUGCCGAGGGGCAGAGGACUCCGGGGCGCAGGCGGCGGACGCCGCGCGCCGCGGGUCUUGCCGCGUGGAGAGCGGCCGCGGGAGCCGGCGAGUGCGGAGGACUGCUGAGGGGCCUGCGGGGGUCGGGGACUGGAUUCUGGUUUCCAUGGACUAAUUGGCUUGUCUGAGAUAAAGAAAUCUGUGGAGCAAGGGUCCUGGGUGAAGAGAAUCCUGAUCUGAGACCUUUAAUUUGAGCAUCAAGAUAAGAAUCCAGAAGAUACGCAGAGCCUACAGUUCUCCCGAGAGCAGCAGAAAAUGACCAAGUCCCAGGACGUGGCUGUGGACUUCACGUGGGAGGAGUGGCGGCUGCUGGACUCCACGCAGAAGGCUCUGUACCGAAGUGUGAUGCUGGAGAACUGGAGCAGCCUUGUGUCCCUGGAAUACUGGAAAGUUGAUGAUUACAAAGCAUGGCACCAAGAAAUUCAAGACAGGGUUAAAAAAUUGGAACAAGUUCGUGAAAUGAAUCCAGGUGGAAAAAUAUUUCAGUCUGGCAUGAACCUUGCCCGUUUAAAGCAAAAAUCCAAUAAGCGUGUCUCAGCUGGAAAACAUUUGAAAUAUUCACUAGAUUUAUUUACUCAGACUGGAAACAGUGGAAGAAAGAAAGCUGGUAAGGUCAGUGGAUAUGAGAAAUCCUUUCUCCAUACUGCACGUGAAAAAACCCCUGUUGGAGUAAAACACUAUGAAUGUAAGGAAUGUGGAAAAGUCAUCAGCAAGAAGUCACAGCUCAUCGUCCAUCAGAGAACACACACAGGAGAGAAACCAUUCAAAUGCAGUGACUGUGGCAAAGCCUUUUCCCAGAAGUCACACCUCGUUACACACCAGACAGUUCACACAGGAGAAAAACGUUAUGGAUGUGAGUGUGGGAAGGCCUUCGCUAGAAAGUCACACCUCAUCACACACCAGAGAACUCACACGGGAGAGAAACCGUAUGGAUGCAGCGAGUGUAGCAAAGUGUUCUCUCAGACCUCACAGCUCAUCAUUCAUCAGCGAAGUCACACGGGAGAGAAACCCUAUGCCUGUAGUGAAUGUGGGAAAGCCUUUAGUGGGAAAUCACAACUUAUCACUCACAAGAGAACCCAUAUAGACAAAAAGCCCAACAAAUGCAGUGAGUGUGGGAAAGCCUUCAGAGAGAAGUCAGGUCUCAGUAAGCAUCAGAGAAUCCAUUCAGGAGAGAAGCCCUACAGGUGCAGUGAUUGUGGGAGAGCCUUCAGUGGGGAAGUCACUGCUGCUUCGACAUCAGAAGACUCAUUCAGGAGAAAAGCCCUACGGAUGCAGUGAGUGCGGGAAAGCCUUUAUUUGGAAGUCACAGAUCCUCAUACAUCAGUGAACUCACACAGGAGAGAAGCCCUAU
Messenger RNA from Lutra lutra (Eurasian river otter), 1467 nucleotides. RefSeq names its product zinc finger protein 84-like. The coding region runs from base 372 to 1394 and encodes 340 amino acids. The transcript is spliced from 4 exons. Gene Ontology annotation, biological process: regulation of transcription by RNA polymerase II. Lineage: Eukaryota; Metazoa; Chordata; Mammalia; Carnivora; Mustelidae. The record is from RefSeq and is a predicted model, not a curated record. Gene Ontology annotation, molecular function: DNA-binding transcription factor activity, RNA polymerase II-specific; RNA polymerase II cis-regulatory region sequence-specific DNA binding.